AUGAGACUCCCCAACUUAAAGGAGUUAAGGACGUACCAGAACAUUGGGAAAGUACUGCUGGAUCUACCAAAGCCAUAUGUGUCCAAACUAAAGGUCAUCGGUGAUUAUGACACUAGCCAGAGUCAAAUGGAAGCCAUCAUAGGCGUAUGCCCCCAUCUGGAAGAGCUUUCUCUGGAAGAUCCAGAGAAGAAGAGCCUCAUCCUUCUAGAGGAGCUAAGGCACUUAAAAAAGUUGAAAAUUUCCCAAGUUUUCCCCGAUAACAUCCGGUUAAGGACGCUUACUUUGACCACCUUACAACUGAACAACUCCAUAGUGAACUCUGAUGAUUUGUGUCUCACCAUGGAAAAUUUGAUCCUGGUUUCCUGCCAGUUACGCGGUUUCCAAGAGUCAAGAUUUCGAAACUUAAGAAUGCUCGAACUGAUCGACUGUGACGUCGAAAAGAGUCAAAUUUUACCUCUUUUGUACUAUUGCGACCUCAUCCAGAGGUUAGCGUUGUCCAAUGAGAUCAAUUUAACCGACAAGGACCUCAAGGACUUAUGCGAUAAACAGAAAUUGAAAUAUUUAGAGGAAUUAUGGUUGACUUUAGCGAAACACUUGACGAUCGAUUCGGUGAUUUUGUUGAUGAAUCACUGCGAUCGACUGAUCGAGUUGGGCACAUUAAACGGUUGGGACGUGGACAACGUCGAGGUGAACUAUCUAAGGUGUCUGGUGCGAUUGUCGAAUAUGAAGUUGAAUUUUUUGUAUUUUCAGUGUUUUUGA
Anthonomus grandis grandis is the source of this 759-nucleotide messenger RNA. RefSeq lists its product as uncharacterized. The record is from RefSeq and is a predicted model, not a curated record. The transcript has a single exon. NCBI's taxonomy places the organism in Eukaryota, Metazoa, Arthropoda, Insecta, Coleoptera, Curculionidae. Bases 1 to 759 code for a protein of 252 amino acids.